Paraphaeosphaeria sporulosa is the source of this 1369-nucleotide messenger RNA. RefSeq names its product S-adenosyl-L-methionine-dependent methyltransferase. Gene Ontology annotation, molecular function: O-methyltransferase activity. Lineage: Eukaryota; Fungi; Ascomycota; Dothideomycetes; Pleosporales; Didymosphaeriaceae. The transcript has 6 exons. Bases 167 to 1369 code for a protein of 400 amino acids. The record is from RefSeq and is a predicted model, not a curated record.
GACGCCGACUGGUCAAAAAGGACUUGCGCCGUUCACUUCUCCAGACCAGGCGACGCGUUUGGCUUUAGAAUCCGGCUCCCAAGUUCCCAGACUUUCUAAACCAGCGGUUGGUCGUACCUUGCCUUGCAUCAUUGGCUAAAAAUUGACUUGCUGUCUCGAGCUUGCAAUGGCUUCCAACGAUAUCAACUAUGAAGUACUGGCGCACCAGAUCGAAUCAAUUCUGAAGGACUCUGAAACCGCCACGGCCAAGUUAGGCAAUGAAGCAACACGUCGCCGCUUAGUCGAGGGCGCGCGUAAGCUCUCAGUUGCCUUGGAGACGAACAGAGAGACACUGCGCAGAAUCGGCUAUGCACAUCUCCAGCUACCUUUCGCACUCGUCGGCGUGGAAAGCAAGUUGUUCGCCACGUUAGCAGCCGAACCUCGUCCCUUCAACAUCACAGAGAUAUCCGAGAAGACGGGUAUUCACUUGAACCUACUGAAGAGGCUACUACGCUAUUACCAAGCCACAGAGGUCAUAACCCAAAGUGACGACGACAGCUACCAAGCAAACAACAUAACCCGAGCUCUCAGCAACGACGACCACGCCAACUCUCUCCGAUGGACACGCAGAAUCACCGCCCACGGAGCUCUCAACCUCCCUGACUGGCUCGAGAAGAUCGAAUACAAAGACCCUGUCGGCAUCCUCCCCACCGCCUGGAGCAGCACCCUCAACAUUGAAGACAAGCAUCCUUACGCGUGGCUAGCCGUCAACCCGUGGGCACUGGAACUCGCGCAAGCGCAUAUGAGGGUCCAGCGCAAGGGCCGCCCUUUGUUCUUCGACGGACUGAACUUCGAAGAGCGCUUCGCGCAGAACACGGACAGUGAGACUGUCUUGUUCGUGGAUGUUGGUGGCUCGACGGGGCCGCAGUCGCGUGAGCUACGGAAGAGAUUCCCGAAUCUAAAGGGUAGGGUGAUACUGCAGGACAGGCCGGAGGUUGUCGCGCAGGCGAAGGAGGAGCUCAAGACUAUGGACAUCGAGGCGGAGGUGCAUGAUAUCUUCACCCCGCAGACUGUCAGGGGGGCCCGGACGUACUAUCUCCGCAACAUCUUCCAUGCUUGGGGUGACCCUACUUGCAAGCAGAUCCUCGUCAAUGCCAAGGAAGGGCUGACUGAGGAUUCGGUGCUUCUGAUCGACGAGAUUGUUCUGCCUGAGCGGGACGCGACAGCGCAAGGGGCGCAGCACGAUGUUGAGGUUAUGAUCUGCGUAGGCGGUAUCGAACGCACAAAGGCUCAUUGGGAGAAUUUGCUCAACAGCGCUGGGCUACAGUUGCGUGAAGUGAUCAAUUAUGACACAGAGUUCGAGGAUUCGGUGAUUGUUGUGGGUCUCUGA